Molecule: messenger RNA, 3044 nt
Organism: Vicia villosa (hairy vetch)
Lineage: Eukaryota; Viridiplantae; Streptophyta; Magnoliopsida; Fabales; Fabaceae
Product: B3 domain-containing transcription factor ABI3
Exons: 7
Coding region: 601-2865 (754 amino acids)
Molecular function (GO): DNA-binding transcription factor activity; DNA binding
Source: RefSeq, a predicted model, not a curated record
UAGCGGCACAAGAAUCUUGUUUUAUUCAUUCCUUUCAUUCAAAACCAAAACUACCUUUUCUCUCAAAACCACCAAACCACUUUGAACUUAUCUAAGAAAGAGAAAAUAAAAUUAUUUUUUUAAAGUGAAGAAAAAAAAUAAUGUAACUUCCUAGAACAAACCAGCAUAUACACACAUGGGUGGUUUUGAUUUUGGUUUCUAGGUUUUUUCUGGGUUUGUGAAGAAACAAUCAUUGCAUCCUUGUUCACUCUCUUUGUUUCUGUCUAAAGUUUUUAUUUUUUUUGGUUUUGAUAAUAGCCAAAGAAAUCAAGUUUAGUCCUUUCGAUUUUCUUCAUCCAUGUGCUUUCAAAAAUCCUAUGAUGUUUUGUUUUUGUUAUUGUUGUUGUAUAGGAUUGUUUGUUGAGUAAAAAAAUCAAUUAAAAAAAAAAGCACUUUUGGAAUAGUGAAAGUCGCUUUCAUUGAAGGUACAUAAAAAAAAUUAUCCAUUUUUAUCUACUUUCUCUCUCCUCAAGUUGCACCAUAUUUCAUACACUAUCUUGGGAAAAAACUGCACCAGAAGAAUAAUUCAACAAAAGGGUGUCUUAAAGUUUGAAACUUGUUAUGGAGAGUGGCUUAGAUCUGCAUGCAAAGAUGGUGAAUGAGAAAGAAGAAGACGGUUUUGGAGGUUUAGGAGAAGAUGAAAAAUUAGUAGCUGUUUCUGAGAGAGAGAUUUGGCUUGAUGAUACUACAAAUCAUCAAGAUGAUGAUGAUCUUUUAGGUAUGAAUAUGAAUGAUGAUGCAUCUGUGUUCUAUGCUGAUUUUCCUUCUUUACCUGAUUUUCCAUGCAUGUCAUCAGCAUCAUGUUCAUCAUCUUCAUCAUCUUCAUGUUCAACACCAUUGAAAACCAUUGCAUGUACUACUACUUCAACUACUACUACAACUGCAACAUCUUCUUCCUCUUCUGCUUCUUCUUCCUCUGCAGCUUCUUGGGCUGUUUUGAAAUCAGAAGGUGAAGAAGAUCAUCAUGGUGAGAAAAUGAAGAGUUGUGAUGAUAAUAACAAUAAUCAAGGUUUUUUGAACAUGCAUGAUCCAUUAGAUCAUCAUGGUCAACAUGCAAUAACUUUGGCAUCAACUCCGUCUCUAGAGAUUCCUCAACAACAGCAAGAAGAACAAGAUCUUGGUGUUGGUGGUGAAUGCAUGGAGGACGUUAUGAUGGAUACUUUUGGCUACAUGGAGCUUUUAGAAACCAAUGAAUUUUUCGACCCUUCUUCGAUUUUUCAAACCGAUGAAGAAAACCCUUUAGUUGAUGAUUUCACACAAGAACAAGUUCUAGUGCAACAACAACAUCAUCCACAAGUUCCAAUAGUUUUGCAUGAUGAUGGUGAAACAAAACCAGACCUCAAUUUUGAUGGUGGUGCAUGUGAUAGUCUUAAUGAUGAGAUGAGUAGUGUUUUCUUGGAAUGGCUUAAAUCGAACAAAGAUAGCGUAUCGGCUAAUGAUUUGAGGAAUGUGAAGCUUAGGAAAUCAACAAUUGAGAGUGCUGCUAGAAGAUUAGGUGGUGGAAAAGAAGGGAUGAAACAGUUGUUGAAGCUUAUUCUUGAAUGGGUUCAAACUAGUCAUCUUCAAAGCAAAAGACUCAAAGAAAACAACAAUAACACAACAACCUCAAAUCCUGUUCCUCAACAGCCACAACCGCAGUUUCAAGAUCUAUGUCCGAACCAAAACACGACAAAUUCGUGUUUUAACCAAACUUCCUGGAUAGAUCAAACACAAACACAAACACAAAUGCCUCUUGUUGUUCCUCCACAACAAUUUUCGCAGCCGAUGGUUGGAGUUGGAUAUGUUGGUGAUAUUCAUUACACAAAUGGUUCCGUUUCGAAUAACCUUAACCAUAAUAUUAACCUCUAUCAACAUGGUUCUGGUAAUGAGUAUCAUCAAUUCAAUGUUGUACCGAGCUACAAUCAACCGUCGUUUGUAGAUAGCAACAACAAUGUUUUACAACCUCAUGGUUUGAGUUUUGGAGGAUAUGGAAACCAAUAUGGUUCUUAUCAGUUUUUUCAUGGAGGUGGUGGUGAUAGGUUAAUGAGGUUAGGUCCGUCUGCUACAAAAGAAGCUAGAAAGAAGAGAAUGGCGAGGCAGAGAAGGUUUGUUCCUCAUCAUAGGAAUCAUCAGAAUCAAGGUUCUGAUUCGGUUGGUAGAUUGCGUGGUGGUGGUGGUGGCGAUAAUUGCACCAAUGAUGCGGGUGUAAAUCAAGGUAGUUGGAUGUAUUGGCAGAGUAUGGCUGGUGGGAAAGCUACCGCAGUUCCGGCUGAGCCUGCGCAGCAGCCGGUGGAACGCGACCGCACCAACAAUCAGACACAGAAUUCUCAUCUGGGUCGAAAUGUUUCGGAUAAGAAACAGGGUUGGAAGCCAGAGAAGAACUUGAAGUUCCUUCUACAAAAGGUGUUGAAGCAAAGUGAUGUUGGAAGUUUGGGGAGAAUUGUUUUGCCAAAAAAAGAGGCAGAAACUCAUUUGCCCGAACUCGAGGCAAGAGAUGGCAUUACCAUUACCAUGGAAGAUAUUGGAACUUCUCGAGUUUGGAAUAUGCGCUAUAGCAUCAGAUAUUGGCCAAAUAACAAAAGCAGAAUGUAUCUACUUGAAAACACUGGUGACUUUGUGAAAGCUAAUGGACUCCAAGAGGGUGAUUUCAUAGUGUUAUAUUCUGAUGUGAAGUGUGGCAAAUUUAUGAUAAGAGGAGUUAAAGUGAGGCAACAAGGAGCAAAACCGGAGGCGAAGAAAACAGGAAAAGCACAGAAAAACCAGCAGCAUGAGAAUAAUAGUAAUACAGCUGGAAAUGAAGCGGUGGAUAAUAAUGACAUACCAUCCUCACCAAAGAGGAGGAAAUGAAUGGAUAAAGUAUAAUAUUAUGUAAUAUAAUAAUUAUGUAAUGUAAUAUAAUAUAAUAUAAAUAGUAUAGUAUAAUAAAUAAAUAAAUAAAACUCUGAAUUGAGCAUGUGAUAUUCAAGAGGAUAAUAAUUGUUGUGUGAAAAUUAUGUAUGUGUGAAUAUAUGUAUCUCCAUUUGUAA